Messenger RNA from Delphinapterus leucas (beluga whale), 1414 nucleotides. Lineage: Eukaryota; Metazoa; Chordata; Mammalia; Artiodactyla; Monodontidae. The record is from RefSeq and is a predicted model, not a curated record.
GCGGAAUGGAGUGGUGGACAGGAUAGAGGUGGGGUGAAGUGGAGAAGGAGUAUGGCAGAGGUCCGAGGAAGAACCAUUUCUUUAGCCAAGGGAACCAAGCCGGGAAAGGGCAGACCAAUAAGCAGAAGGCAGACCUUGCGGAAGGAGGGGGCGUGCCUUAAACGCGGGGGGUGGAGGCUAUAUCGAAAAUAGCGAGGGUAAGGGUUGGGAGGCGGAACUGGAAUGGGAAGGCAGGGGCCCUGCCCUGGUGUCCUGACCCAGGAGAACUGCCGGAAGGUGACCCGGUCGGUGGAAGAUGCUGAAAUAAAAACCAACGUCCUGAAGCAGAACUCUGCCCUGCUGGAGGAGAAGCUGCGCUACCUCCAGAUGCAGGAUGAGACGCCCAGGAGGCAGGAGGCUGAGCUGCAGGGGCUGGAGCAGAAGCUGGAGGCUGGCCUCUCCCGCCAUGGCAUGGGCCUCGCCACCCAGCCCCCAGGCUGCUCCAGCCCGCCAGGGAGCCCCGACGAAUCCCCGCGACGGCGAGGCCUGGCCCCAGGCGGCUGGGGAAUGGGGCCCCGGGCAGGGGAGGGCCCCAUCGUGAGCGAGCAGGAGUUGCAGAAGGUCUCUGCCUACCUUGAGGAGCUGAGGAGGGAGGUGUCCUCACUGACCGCCCGGUGGCAUCAGGAGGAGGGGGCCGUGCAGGAGGCCCUACGGCUGCUCGGGGGCCUAGGCGGCAGGCUCGACAGCUUCCUGGGCCAGUGGGAGCGAGCGCAGCGCGAGCAGGCGCAGGCCGCGCGGGGCCUGCAGGAGCUGCGGGGCCGGACGGAAGAGCUGUGCACCAUGGUGCAGCGGUCAGCAGUGUCUGUGGCUUCACUGAGAAGCGAACUGGAGGCGCUGGGCCCAGUGAAACCGAUUCUGGAGGAGCUUGGGCGGCACUUUCAGAGCUCUCGUAGAGGGUCUGACCUCUCUAUGAACCUGGAUCGGGCCCCCCAAGGCUCCUGUGCCCGCUGUGCCAGCCAGGGACAGCAGCUGUCCACGGAGUUCUCGCAGCAGCUGCUGGAGCGAGCGCUGACCCUGCUAGUGGACGAGGUGAGGCAGAGGGGCCUGGUUCCUGCCUGCCCCAGCUGCCAGAGGCUACACAAGAAGAUUCUGGAGCUGGAGCGCCAGGCCUUGGCCAAACACGUCAGGGCAGAGGCCCUGAGCUCCACCCUUCGGCUGGCCCAAGACGAAGCCUUGCGGGCCAAGAACCUGCUGCUGACGGACAAGAUGAAGCCGGAGGAGAAGGUGGCCGCUCUGGACUAUCUACACUUGAAGAUGUGCUCUCUCCACGAUCAGCUCAGCAACCUGCCACUCGAGGGGUCCAUGGGGACAAUGGGGGGAGGAAGUGAUGGGGGAACUCCCCCAAAACGUGGGGGCCCAACCCCUGAGCAAUAAA